This is a messenger RNA of Misgurnus anguillicaudatus (oriental weatherfish), 2773 nucleotides long. The record is from RefSeq and is a predicted model, not a curated record. Lineage: Eukaryota; Metazoa; Chordata; Actinopteri; Cypriniformes; Cobitidae.
AAGGGUCUUGAAAAUGUAUUAUGAAGGUUGAAAAAUUACAUGGUGUCGCUUUAAAAAGUUGUUUGUAUACGUAGGCGUUAAAAAGAAUACAUUUUAGUGCAAUGUCAAAACCGCAAUACUGGUAUUUUUGCUUAAGGUUAUCCUACCACCAAAAUCUCAUACCGGCCCAUGCUAAGUAAAGAUACUGAUAUGUCUCUGUGCUUUUAUAUUUGCGCAUUGAAGACCCAUCACCUCCGAUCAACAACACGAAAUGAUUGAAUGUAUCUUCAUAUAUCAAGCCACUUCUUAAUUUCAUCCUCACACUGGUUCAUACAUGGCAGGUGUAGUAAAUAUUAACUGUUUAAAUGAUGUUUUAUGCGUGCUCCCACUACAUGGUUUUCUACCAGCUGGCUAUUGAACCACAAGUCUCGCACAGGAAGGGAAAAACGUCACAUCACUUACUUCCGCGUUCGAGAAAAAGGUGGAUGCAUAAGAAAUACAGGCUUCAUCAUAAUGCCGAUAGUUGUUAUACAUUAAUAGUUAGCAUUUAGCACAUGCUAGUGCAUACUAUCUGUCCUAAAUAGUAGUCAAUAAGUACAAUAAGUAUAUGUCCUAAAUUGUAUAAUGUUGAAAUAAGUACACACCUACUAUUUUAGGAAUGAUUUACACCAAGAAGCAAGAAGAUGAGUGAUGAUAUAUAUGAGGUCCCUGAGGGGACAGAAUAUCGUUACUUGGUCCAAGAUGAAGAGCAGGAGGAGAUCCAGUACGCCCGUCGCCACUACGUCAAUCCAUUCCUGGUGGUGUCCCGCAGGUGUAUUUUCCUCAUUGGCUGCGGCGUUCUGUCCCUCCUCUCUCUUGCCGGAUACCUGGCUUACAUAGCCGAGACCCCUCGUCUGGGACGUGCAGAGGUGGAGACAGAGUGCGGUUGGCUGCGUGGUCACCUAAAAGAUGGGGCAUAUUCUUUUAAGGGCAUCCCAUAUGCCGUACCGCCUGUGGGUGAACGACGUUGGCGCCCCCCGGAGGACCUGCUAAAGGCGGGAAAGUGUUGGGAUGGCGUCUACGAUGCCACCCAUUUCCGCAGCAUAUGUGCGCAAGUGCAGCCCCUGCGUAAGAAUGGAAAAGUUUUGGGGCAGGAAGACUGCCUGCACCUCAGCGUGUGGACGCCGAGCCUUCGGCCCGCCAAACCCUUGCCGGUCAUGGUAUGGAUCCACGGAGGGUACCUCCACAUGCUGAGCGGCCAGGAAAAAGGUUACUCGCCCACCGAAGAACUGGCGGCACGGACGCAGACGGUGUACGUCAGUAUGAAUUACAGGCUCAAUGCGUUCGGCUUCAUGGCACUGAAGGUGCUCAGGGAGGGGUCUGCCACCAACUCUUCAGGAAAUUAUGGCUUCAUGGAUCAGAUCCAAGCCCUUCACUGGGUCCAGAAGAAUAUCCAUAAAUUUGGUGGGGAUGCAGAAAGGGUUACCAUAUUUGGCCAAAGCUCAGGUGGGACAUCAGUUUGGACUUUGAUGAUGUCACCGCUAGCCAAAGGUCUCUUCCAUCGUGCGAUCGACAUGAGCGGCUCGUACGUUUAUAACGCCUCCCUGGAGUCGGCCGAAAGAGGCAACUUAGAAUUCCUGAAGAGCACCGGCUGCAAAGAUGCCGUCUGCCUGCGAGGCCUGAACAUCACUCAAGUCCUUCAGGCAAUUCCGUGGCAGCAGUACCCAUCCUGGGCAGCAGAUGAACUGGUCGAUCUUCCGGUGAAGGGUCAGUUUAUUGGGCCGGUGUGUGUAGUUGAUGGUCAUGUUCUCCUCGAGCCUCCAUUUAAGUCCUGGGAGAAGAGCGGAGCCUACAAUGAUGUUCCUUUUGUGGUUGGAACAACAGAACAGGAAACUGACUAUGGUCCUCCAUAUAAGAACAUCUCAACAUGGACAUUGGGGGACUAUAAGUGGUUUGUGAGAGAGAAACUGAUGCCUUUUGGAGAGAACGUGACCAAUCAGGCCCUCGAGCUGUACGACAGUUCGGCACCAUGUAAUACCUCUGAUCGAUGUCUGGAGAGACUCUACACCACCAUGAGCUCUGACAUGAGGGUCACCUGCCCCAAUAAUGACCUGGCUAAAAGAGCUGCAGGAGCUUUGAAGAGCCCAGUUUACCGUUAUGUAGUGACUUACACACCAUCGAGACAAGCAAGCGUCUCCAGCUUGCUUCCAUUUCCCAGUCGCUUUGCAUUUCAUCUUCUAGACAGCCUGGCCUUCUUUGGUGGUCUUGAAAUGGCUUUGGGAAACCUGUCACAUGCUGAUAUCAACUUUCAACAAGAGCUCACCAAGUAUUUCCUACAUUUUGCCAAAGAGGGUAAGAUGCCAGAAGAGUGGUCGGAGUUUCCUUCACACACUGCAUUGCUGAAUGAAACCGUUUCAUUCGUAAGCAGCUACUCGGCCCAGCGAUGUGACCUGUGGGAGAAGAACGGCUUCUACUCGUACGCCUGGAUGAACUGAGCCACAUAAUCAUGGGAUUUAUCGACCUGUCCACCACAUUUUCUUCGACCUGUGUGACAUAAGCAAAGCUUUACCGGGUGAUUAUGUAGCAUUAUCGAUACAUUGUGUAGGACUUUUCUGAGUGGGGAAUGUAUAACGCUUGCAUUUACAUGAUCCUAGAGGUAAAUAUGUUGGGGAAAUGACCAAUGAGAUCUCUUUAAUAUGUAAAUAUAUAUGAAAUGGUUUCUCCUAGACAGCAAUGAAAUGAAAUGUAUCUUUCUAAUGUGACAUAAAGACCCCACUAAUGUCAUGUGUAUCCUCUACAGAGGAGGAUUUACUAG